This is a messenger RNA of Candida dubliniensis CD36, 528 nucleotides long. Its product is annotated as methylated-DNA--protein-cysteine methyltransferase. Gene Ontology annotation, biological process: DNA repair. The transcript has a single exon. Gene Ontology annotation, molecular function: methylated-DNA-[protein]-cysteine S-methyltransferase activity. Bases 1 to 528 code for a protein of 175 amino acids. Lineage: Eukaryota; Fungi; Ascomycota; Pichiomycetes; Serinales; Debaryomycetaceae. The record is from RefSeq and is a predicted model, not a curated record.
AUGCAAAGCUUAUAUUAUUCUGUGUUUGAUACUGAUGUAUGUACGGUGCUAGUCGUAUUAAAUCAGGAUGGUUGUAUAUGUUAUGCUUCAUUGGGAAAACCUGCAGUUGAGCUAAAACGAAUAAUGGUUAAGGAUUUCCAGUCAUUGUCAUAUCAGCUCAAACCACUAUCCACAAUGAAAGGCGAUAAAGCUCAAAUAGAUAAAUCGGUGGAGAAAUUUAAACUAUUGGUAGAAAAGCCUUCAGUAUCCCAGGAUAUCAAAAUCCAAAUAGUAUUUGGUACGCCGUUUCAGAGAAAAGUAUGGAAGGAAUUAAUCAAGAUACCAGCAGGAGAAAUUCGAACAUAUAAAGAAUUGGCGGAUUCACUAGGUACGCAUAGCCGUGUAGUUGGGAAUUGCUGUGGUGCAAAUAGAGUCGCUGUCUUGAUUCCGUGCCACAGAGUUGUGGGUGCAAAUCAUAAGCUCACUGGUUACAGAUGGGGGAAAUCCUAUAAGGAAUAUUUAUUGAAGCAGGAAGGUAUAGAUAUUUAA